This is a messenger RNA of Triplophysa rosa, 566 nucleotides long. RefSeq names its product prosaposin-like. The record is from RefSeq and is a predicted model, not a curated record. The transcript has 5 exons. The coding region runs from base 72 to 494 and encodes 140 amino acids. Gene Ontology annotation, biological process: defense response to bacterium; lipid metabolic process. Lineage: Eukaryota; Metazoa; Chordata; Actinopteri; Cypriniformes; Nemacheilidae.
GUUUCUGAAGAACACAGAGGAUCAGACUGUGAAGGAUUCUUCAUUGUUCAGGUCACAGCUCAUCAUCUAAGAUGCUCCGCAACGUCUUUCUUAUCACCUUGCUCAUAUGCUCAGCCUGUGCAGUUCACUGGGAGAUUCGUGAAGUUGCCUCCUCCGACGAUGUCGAUGAGAUGCCUGCUGACCGUAUGACAGGACGAAAGCCUGGUGUUUGCUGGGUGUGUAAAUGGGUGGUGAAAAAGGUGAAAAAAUCUAUCUCCACGACCUCAACACCGGAUGAAAUAAAAAACAAGUUGCUUGACGCCUGUGAUCAAAGUGGUUUUUUGAAAGCCCAGUGCAAGAGUUUGGUUAGUAAGGAUUCAAGCACUUUAGUCGAAGAGAUCAGCACCAGUGACGAUCCAAACACCAUCUGCACCAACUUAAACGUCUGCACGUCAAAACCACCACCCAGGAAGGACUUCAUUCUUUCAUCUGAUCGGGGGUUUUACAAUCUCUGAAUGUGUCCAAGUUACACUCACAUAAAAGCAUAUAUACUGUAAAAUAUGCUGUAUAAAACAUAUGCAUGAAAU